AUGAUGACGACAAGCCUGAAAAGACGACGUUCUGUCACCGACGACGGCACGGAAGAGACACACUCACUCGAGAAAAUCAAGUCCAUGAUCGAGGACCUCGAGCACCAGAUGGUGGAAUUGCACAUCGAAAACGUGACCAGACAGGUGGAGAUCUCGAAGCUGCGCAAGGAGAUUGCCGAGGUCACCUGGUCGACUGAGAGCCUGUCCGCCGAGAGUACAGGACAGCAGACGCAGCUCUCGGAGUUGCGGACCGAGGUUGACAGCCUUGUCCCUGUCAGCGACAUGGUCUUCGACAUGCGGUACCGCGCUUUCUUGGUCUGUUUGCGAGAUAUCUGGGGCAUUGAGAACGAGGCCGUGCGGAAGAGGGUUGGAGCCGCUGACAAGGAACUGGUCCAUGCCAAUAUCAAGGUUGAUGCGCGGAUGUUCUUUGUGAAGGGGCUUGCGGGUGAAGAUGAGCUGUAUUUCAAGAAAAUCUAUGGCGUCACCCCUAAAGUUGUUGUGGAUCUCGAGUCUCACAACUGCAACGGUACCUGGGAAGUACUGAACCAUGUGGGCGCGCUGCAUCUCAACGGACGGCGUCUCAGAGCCGAGGCAGAGAAGAUUCUGGAGGUGAUGCUGGAGCAUGUGGAUGACUUGGAAUUCGAGCGAGCAGAAGAGGAGAGCGAGAAGUUUCCGGUGGUAGGCAUGGCGUAG
Messenger RNA from Penicillium alfredii, 693 nucleotides. RefSeq lists its product as uncharacterized. The record is from RefSeq and is a predicted model, not a curated record. Bases 1 to 693 code for a protein of 230 amino acids. The transcript has 2 exons. NCBI's taxonomy places the organism in Eukaryota, Fungi, Ascomycota, Eurotiomycetes, Eurotiales, Aspergillaceae.